AUGAAGCGGGAAAGAGAUGAAGAAAGUGAAGAUGAGGUCUUUGAAAGAAGACGAAAAGUUCACCGACAAGAAAAGACCUCUAAAGAUGAAAUUGAGGAUCUUUUUGCCCAUUCUUCAGAAUCUGCUGGAGAAAGAUCUGAAGAAGAAGUAGAAGAUGGACAGUGGGGAUUGGGUGGAGCAGUGCGAGCUGGUGUUCUUUUAGAGAUAUUUGGUGAUGGGACUGAUUAUGUUAAGGUUUUAGAAAGUUUAUCUUUAGUUAAUUCUUCUGGACUUACUAAAUUAGAUAAGACUGAUAGUUUAGAUAGAGUUAGUAGUAGUUUUGGAUUAGAUAAGAGUUUAGAUAAGGAGGGGAGUAGUAAAACUCUAGAUAAGAAUUUAGUAGUUGAAGCUGUUCAAAGACUAGUAGAGAUGGGAUGUAUUCUAGGUGAGACUGAAUUAGAAGAGUUUGUGACUAGUUUAGUUGCUGGUGAGAAUAGAGUAGAAGCUUUAGCUAAGGUUUAUCCCUUAAUUCCUUCAGCAGCUGAAAUGUUCUCUUUAACGGCCGUAGAAGAAGUCUUAGCUAGUGUAACUGAUAAGGCUAAAAUUAUCAGUCGCUGGCCAGUUGCUCAACAUCCAGAAACAAAAGCACUAGUACGUUUAGCUAAGCAAUUAAAAACACCAGCCGAAUGCAAUCGCAUGCACCGGCACUUACAAGUCUUAGAUAGUACAGCUACUGAACAGGAAAGGAAGUUAGCUUUAUUUAUAGCCCAGCAAGUAAGUGAUAUUAGAGAUGAGUUAAGUGGUGAUGAGUUAAGUAAUGUUAGAGAUGGUGAUGUUAGAGAUAGCUUAAAUAAUGGUGAUAAUAGAGAUAGUGAUAACUUAAGUGAUAACUUAAGUGGAGAUAAAAUAUCUAUAAAAGUGCUGGGAGAUAGUCCUUGGCUCAGAAGAUUGGCUAUUGAUAUUGGUAUGAAUGUUUCAAGUAUUGUUUUGGGUGGGGGAACGGGUGCUAGUACAAUUCCUGCUAGUCAUGUGGCUGGAACUGAUCUUUAUCUUUUACAAGCUCUGAAACCUCGAGGUCUGACUUAUCAAGUCGUACUUAAUCCGUUGGAAACUCAGAAACAGAUCUUGCAAAAACUAGCUGGCAGUGGUUUAGUUGGUUUGGAUAAGUUGAUUGAAGAGUUCUUAAUGGAGUACCGAAUGGAUAUAGAAAUGGGUGUAGAAAGAGGAUUGUGUGGUUUUGCAGAAGAAACAGUUAGGGCUUCUUUGUUUGUGAAGGUUUUGGAUCUGGCUAGUCUUAAUUGUGAUAGGCUUUGGGUGAAGGCUUUUUGGUUGACACGUGGAUGGUUUAGACAUACACUUUUGGAUGCUAAAGAGAAUAAAGUAUCUAAUGGACCGGCUGAUCCAGGAGUAUCUCAAUCAGCUGAGGAAACAAGUACAAGUACGCCUUUAAUGGCUUUUACAGGUCGUGGGCAUAAGCUUAAGUCUUAUUUGCGCAAACGAGAUAGUGUUUUUGUUCCAGAAGAUCUUUUAGAUCGAACUGAUCGGGCUAAAGAUCUUUCUUUGGCUUUAGCUCUCUUUCUUAAACAUCCCGUUAGUAGUUUGGGUCGGAUCUUACGAUCGGGUCAGAGUUUGCCUAGUUUAGUGCCUUUCCAGGACCGAUUGAAACCGGAUCGAGUGGCUAAGAUUUGGCAGUUGGCUUUGGAUGUAGCUGAGGCCCGAAUUUGGCUCUACCAGUCUACUGAGUACUUGGCUUUGAAGAAAGACUUGCUGGAGUACUUGAAAUCGGGUGGAGACGUAUGUAGUCUUGAUUGUAGUAUGAAUGCUAGUUUAGCGCAAAUUAAGACGCAAAUCCGGCAGACACCUGUGCCGUAUGCUAAAUGGACUUUGCCUUUGGAAGAACCGGCUAUUGAGAACAAGAUCUUACGUGAGGCUUAUUUACAAUGUGUGCAUCGCUUACAGGGGACUUUAGAGUACCCGCGUUUAGUGAUUACUCCUCGGGAAGAGUUUAGAUGGGUGACUGGCCUAUCAGAAGAGAGUCUUUUGGCUUUAGAAACAAGUUGGACCUUAUCAGCUGGAGCGGAAAUAUCUCUACCGGGCUUAGUGGUGGAAGGAGCGGUGGCUUAUAUAGGAACGGAUACUCAAGUUCAGCUAAGUACGGGAUCACGUGCAUCUUUGCGGUCGGCAGGCAGUAAUUUAGUAGUUGGACAGCGGCUUAAGUUGCAGGUGGUUGAAACUGAUUUAGUUCAUCAGAAGAUCAUUGUGCAGGAGCAGCAAUCAGCUGGUGGUCCGAGUUUAAGGGCCCAAAGUCAUUGGCGAGUUAAGAAUGUUGGGGCUAAAGGUGUUUUACGACUACUUAAGGAUAAGUCUUUUGGUGAUUAUGUUUUACGUAUCUCUACUUCUUAUCAAAACUCACUUAUUUUAACUGUUCGUUUAACAGAGCGUAUGGAAGAGUGUCUUUGUGGUUACAUUCAUCUUAAGGAACUACCAAAUGGUUAUGAGGUAGAAGGUCGGAAAUGGGACUCAAUUGAUACGAUUUUAAAUCAGUACUUACCUAAUUAUCUUAAGUCACUUAAACGGGUACUAAGUCAUCGACAGUUUUCUAUUGAUUCACCCGAGCAGUUGCUUAAUGAGGCCAAAACUUUAGCCACUACUAAGUCCAGCACUAAUUCAACACAGUUCAUGGCUUUUGCCCUAUCACGCAGUCAGCCCGGCAUGGUAUCUUUUGUUUAUAUACCUUCUGGCCAUGUCCCGGUCGCACUAACUCUUUAUCCCGUUGAAAAUGGCAUGGUCUUCCAAGGCCGUCUCUUCACGCGCCCAGAUGAAUUCAUCCAGUAUGUCCAAGCCAUGCGUCCUCUACCCGCCACCACCAACUCUAAAUAA
Molecule: messenger RNA, 2859 nt
Organism: Nematocida homosporus
Lineage: Eukaryota; Fungi; Microsporidia
Exons: 1
Coding region: 1-2859 (952 amino acids)
Biological process (GO): positive regulation of transcription elongation by RNA polymerase II; transcription elongation by RNA polymerase II; mRNA transcription by RNA polymerase II
Cellular component (GO): transcription elongation factor complex
Molecular function (GO): histone binding; nucleosome binding
Source: RefSeq, a predicted model, not a curated record